Messenger RNA from Oncorhynchus tshawytscha (Chinook salmon), 4098 nucleotides. RefSeq lists its product as uncharacterized. The record is from RefSeq and is a predicted model, not a curated record. Gene Ontology annotation, molecular function: cell-cell adhesion mediator activity. Gene Ontology annotation, cellular component: plasma membrane; axon. Bases 1 to 1170 code for a protein of 389 amino acids. NCBI's taxonomy places the organism in Eukaryota, Metazoa, Chordata, Actinopteri, Salmoniformes, Salmonidae. The transcript has 10 exons. Gene Ontology annotation, biological process: axon guidance; dendrite self-avoidance; homophilic cell-cell adhesion.
AUGGUGGCGGCCUCGGAGGGAGGUGUGGUUGCUGUGGUGAUGAGGUUUGGCGUCGCUGUUCCGUCUUACCCGUCUGAAGGAGACCACGUAGAAGGUGUCCUCACGCCGGUCAAUGGCGUCCAUGAAGUCACUGUAGCUGAUCUUGGGACCGGCAGGGAACACUUGUAUCUGACUGUGAGAGACAGAAGGGAAGUGAGAAGAGUCUCAGUGCCUGAGGAGCAUCGCCUGUACCUGGCCUGCAGUGGCACUGUUGACUUAGAGUGGCGGCACCAGGUCAACAGGAUCAUAGUCACCAAACAAGGCCAGUCGGUUACUUACACGAACCAACAGAAAUAUGACCUCCAGCCUGAUGGAUCUCUGGUUAUUAAAGAGCUGGAGCCAUCCGACUCUGGGGACUACCACUGCAACGACCAGCUAGUGGCAGACGUGGAGGUACUGAAAGGCAAAAACUUUGCGGUUUCUGCUGGACGAGCCCUAUUGCUUCCCUGUAUAGUAUCUAGCAAAGGCAAGCGGAGGUGGUUCUUCAGGAAAGAUAGUCAUGCGAAACGAGAACCCAUCUUGACUCUGUUCAAGAAUGGGACCAUGAAAAAGGAGAGAAAGGACCCCCAGAAAAGGUUCUCCUGUGAUGAAGAUGGUUCCCUGCAGAUCCUCAAUCUGCAGCCAGGGGACUCUGGAGAGUACCUGUGUAAUGGAGAAAAGGCAGCCAAAGUAACGGUGUUGACAGAUCAUUUCAACAUCCAGAGUACCACUGUUCUUAUGCAAACAGAUGUUGUUGGGAGAGAGAACAAGGAGACUCGCCCUGUAAAAGUUGUGACGAUAAUAGCUGUCAUUGGACUAUGCCUCAUGGUGCUUCUGGCUGGUCUGCUGUGCAAUUUGCUGAAAGGAAGACUGAGAGAAAGAAGAAAGAAAUGCAGUACAGUGACAGGACACAAGCAGGAAGGAACUGAACUCCAGACUAGGUGCUUGUCAAAUCUAGGGUCUGAUAUCACACAAAGUGAUGGGGAAGAAAGCCCUUCUCAUGUGGAAGACACUGAGGUUCAGUAUGCAUCUCUGGGUCGGCAGAACUGGAGGGAAAGAUUGAAGGUACAGGGAGACCAGCAUCACGUCAUCUAUUCCACUGUGGUCACUGCUAGACCAGCAUUCCAGGGUUUGGAGAGAAUAACACAUUGAUUUGACUGAUUGACUCCUUUACAAAACAGUUCGUUUUUUACCUCUUUGUAUUACAGUACGAGUACAUUUUGCAAAGGUUGCUCUUUAAUCCUAUAAUAAAUGUAUUUGAGUCUUUCAAGAUACUAUUCUUUUAUCCAACUAAUUCUAUAUCCUGUUGGCUUAAAACAAUUAUAUUGAGAUUCUUUGGACAAAAAAAACAAUUAUUACAUGACCUUUUUCAACAUUUACAGAAACACUCAUACAUGCACAAAUCACAAUACAAUCUUAGUUCCAUCAAGAACGGAUAUUUAAAGAACAAUGUCAGCAGAUGCACCAUACGCCUGAAUGAACAAAUUUGGCCACUGUUGCAUAGAUAACAUCUCCCUUGGCCAAUCCUGGCACUCCCUAAGCAAUGGGGCGGGCCUUACCAGUGUGCUUCAUACUGGCAUCGUGCAGACCAAACCUCUCAGGCAUAGAUUUACAGUUAGACAAGUUUUAGUCCUAACGAUUAUGACUAACAGAUGGACUUUUACCUUGAGACACAAAUAUGUUGUUGUACCUGAAAGAGGAAACAAUUCAUAGAGGUAAUCUGCAGUUCAAACAAUAACAAAUGGGUUAUCCCGCCAUUGUUUUUGUAAAUAGCUGACCAAUGGGGCUGAAGAAAUAGAACCACUCUCAAAUUCAUAGACAGCGCUAUUGAUGCAAGGACUGACCAUCCAUGAGAUCAAAAGGAUAGCUUUAAUCAUGUUGUAAUGAUCUUGGGUGAAUAAGCGCGGAUAUUGACUACAAUGUUUUGAGAAUAUAAAAACAAGAUUAUGAUUGGGGUUAUAAUUGGGGUUUUGAUCGGGUAAGACAGUUCAACUAAGCUCAUGAAGUUUUUCUAAGUUAUAUUGUUCAAGAAUCAAUGGGUAUAUGUAAUUACUUAAAGUCAAAAACAUUUAUGUAACAACUGCAGAUUUGCAAAAGAGAAACUUUUAUUUUGUAAUGUCCCUUUAAGUAAACUAUUUACACGUCUUAUGCGUUUACAUUCCCUUCUUUUUUUGCUGCUUCCAUUCAACCAUAACAAUAAUGGGGAUGAUCAAGAUUUGUUCAACAUAGACUGACCAGGUGAAAGCUACUGUGGGAAGCAUUGGGGUCAACAUGGGCCAGCAUCCCAGUGGAAGGCUACCGACACCUUGUAGAUUCCACGUCUCAAAGAAUUGAGGCUGUUCUGAGGGCAAAAGGGGAUGCAAGUCAUUAUUAGGAAGGUGUUCCUAAUGUUAUGUACAAUCAGUGUACUUUUACCGUACACCAUCUUGUUUAUCCAGUCACUGCAACAGAAAGUGAAAGUAAGAAUUACAUUUCACAGCACAGUCUAUGUAUAGGUGAAAUUACAAGAACAGACGCCUUUGUGUCGGAUCACACACAGGAAGGAUUUUUCUGCUCUCUGUGAAGUCUUCUUACCGUAAAUGUUUUCGAGAUUUCUAACUCUCACCAUGCCAAACGUAAAUCUCAUCUUGGAGGCUCUGUCUGCUGUCUCAGGUUGCAACGUGGAAUCAGCCACCGCGGGAACACUUUCACUAACCCCACAGGACUUUGUCAAUGUGGUCGCACUAAAGGAGUUCUACGUACAAGAGGGCCUUCUAGAGUUGGAGUACCCAAGUUUGGGGACAUUGUCUUUAAAAGGUGCCUUAGCUUUACCUGAUGCCCCAUCCGCUGCAUCCAUUCCACAAACCACUGUUUCUGUGAACGUGAAUGAGUUCCUUGAUUCUCGGUAUGACUACGACUUUACAAAUGUUAAGGAUGGUGAAGCAGUGUUUACUCGGGGAAAGGAGCAGUACGUCCGACCCUGUGGCUGGAACCGGAUUGCCCUGAAGGUGUUGAACAAAUACAGGGAUGGAGAUGGAUGGUUGGGGACCGGAGACGAGGCCUGGCCAGUGUCCUACCACGGACCUGCUAUGGACGGAUCCCAGGGCAUCAUCAGGAAUGAUGGAGAUGGAGAUGGUGCUACUGUCGGAAGAGGAGUGUACUCAACACCGGACAUUAACGUAGCUGAGAAGUUCUCCAAGAGGUUUACGUCCAAAGUAGAUAACAAAACCUACAAGGUGGUGCUACAGAAUAGGAUCAACCCCCAGAAAAGGCAACAGUGUCGGAGAGAGAGUUACUGGCUGGUUUAUGUGCCUGAGGGAUCAUCUCCUGUUCAAGAGAGAGCUAUUGUGGAGAACUCCAUCCGUCCUUAUGGUCUGCUGCUUAAGGAAGUGUUGUAAUCAAGGCAGACAAUGUUUGAUAGAUAAGUAAAUAGGUUUGCCUUAAUCAUACUCAGUAUGAUCAGAAAAUGAAGAGAUGUAACAUCAGAUCAAUACAAUUCUAAAUCAACUAAGUAACAAGGUUAAUUUGUUAUAGUCAUAGGAUUAGCAUACGAUUGCUUGAGAUUUUUGCAGUGUAAAUGUAGCCUUUACCUGAUAGGCUACUAAUAUGGAUGUGUUCAAAGGUAAUACAAUGACUUGAAAUAAGUGUGCAUUGUUUAUUUACAUUGUACUUUAUUUCCAGUGACCUGCCUCAUCUAACCACAUAUUUUCAACCAGUUGUUUUGGGAAAAGAGUGCUUUCUAUGUACAUAUACCUCCAAAAUGUUAGUUUGGAUGACGCUGAAUAAGACUUCACUAAUGAAAAGCUGUAGUCACAGCAUCAAUACAGCAACAAUAUACUACACUGCCACCUAGUGGUUCUCUUAUGAUAUUUAACUUCCAAUUAUUGACUUCCAAUUUGGAAUUUUUUACAUUUAAUACAUUUUAGAAUAAGGCUGUAACCUAACAAAAUGUGGAAAAAGUCAAGGGGUCUGAAUACUUUCCCGGAGGCACUGUAUAUGAACAAUUAGCCUGCUAGUUUGUUGGUGUCUUUAUCAGUAAUCUACAUGAAGAUAUGCUUAAUGAUUUGAAAAUGCAUUAAUAAAUGGUUUAUUCACAUUAAA